This is a messenger RNA of Effrenium voratum, 1892 nucleotides long. NCBI's taxonomy places the organism in Eukaryota, Dinophyceae, Suessiales, Symbiodiniaceae. The record is from the annotation of a GenBank genome assembly.
AGUAUUUGUACUCAGCAUGUGACAUGUUUGCCAUGUUAAGAGGGCCAGCUGUGGAGCAGCAUGUCGCAGAGGAUCCGACGGCAGCGGCGUGGCUGGCAAAGGACGCGAAGCUGUGUAGAUAACUUUCUGAGCGGGGAGGCUGAUGUCCCAGGUGAUUUGAUCUGGAAGCUCUUUGCCUCCUUGAAGGACUCCGUCACAGAGCUGUCUGAGUCUCUGCACUUCGACAGAAAGGUGCUUGAGGCCCCAGAGAAGCAAGAGGAUGCGCAGGAGGAUCUCAAGAUAACAACCCGGCCAUAUGCGUCAGUGCCAAGGCGCCUUGAGCCCUACUUGCCAUGGGAGAGCUUGCGCCCUCUGCUACAGGAGCUCGAUGCACAGGCAUACCUUGCCAGCUCGCAGCAUGUACUGUACCCAUCGCUUUUCAACUUCAUCUCCGGAUUGGACACUGGAGUUACUUCAUUUGCAGUCCUGCAGCUCACUGAUGCGCAUUUGGUGGGUUCUCACAUGCUACCCUUCUCAUCUUGGGAUGUCGGUGCAGUUGUGAGCGCCCGAGUCUGCGGGGCACUCUGCGGCUCAAUGCUGCUGCUUUGCACCUCCAAGGAACCAUCCUCUCGAGACCUUCUAGCUUGGACUGGCGUUGGCAUUACUGCCAUUUCGCUGUGCACCUUCCUCGCAGCAGACCGAAAUACUCUGCUGCUAUUGCGGUUCCUUGCUGGCUUGGCUGAAGGUGUCUCUUCGCCGGCGAAGGCAGCUUACGUUGUGGAGACAGUGGAGGCAGAUCUUCGAGGGGCAUCGAACGGAACUCGCUGGGCAGCCUUUGCCCUGGGAUCCUGUGCUGGAGUGGCCAUGGGAGCUGUGCUUCGGCCCAUCCCAGGAGCUUGGCAGGUCAUGCUUGCAGCCUCAGCUGUCCCUGCAGCGCUUGCUGGGGCGGGAAUGCUGGCGCUUCCCCAUUCUCCUCGAUGGCUAGCCCACACUGCGGGCGAGGGGACGGCCCGCGAGCGGGCCAUGGCUUCCUUGGAGACACUCCGGCCACACCACGACCGUUUGGUUCUUCAGCAGGAAAUGGACAUCAUUUGCCAAGGCUUGACCAACAAGAGUGCGAAGGAGGUCAAGGUUGCGGAUGUCUGGGAUACCUUGCAGCAUCCUGCGACUGAAAUCAGCGCCCUGGUGACUUUUUUCAAGCAGGCAAAUGGCACCAUUGCCAUGACAGCCUACUUAGCACCAGUGCUGGCCGCCAUGGGCUGCGAGAGGAACUUCACGGUCCUCGGAAUUGUGCUGACUGCUGUGAGGUCCGUCACAACACCUUUGGGCAUUGUACUGAUGGACCGAAUCGGUCGUCGCGGCAGCCUCCUUUUGGGCUGCUUGGGCACCUCUGCCUCGAUGUCAGUGCUGUUUGCAUCGCAUGCAUUGGGAAGCCAUGCGUCAGCAGGCCUAAUGACCGCGUCCUUUGGCUCUUUUGUUGCAGCAACAGCGCUGUUCGAGCUUUGCUGGGCUCCAACGACGUACCAGCUUACAACAGAGCUCUAUCCACAAGAGAUUCGGCAGCAUGGUUUGGCUUUGUCUCACGUCUUUAACUAUGGAGUGAAGGCAAUCGAAAUGCAAUUGUUCCCUCUCUUCUUGGGCAUCGCUGGCCUGACCCCCUUCUUUGCCGUGUGCGCCGUGGUGAACACUGCUGGCGCCCUUGUGGUCUAUCACAUUGUUCCCGAGACCUGUGGAAGGACACUGGAGGAGGUCAAGCAGCUCUGGGAGGAGCCUGAUCACGAGGGCGCAGAGGCCGAAGAGGCCACACUUGCUUGUGAAAGCUCUGAGUGAGCCUGCGAAGAAGGUGCAGCUUGGAAGCGUUGCCGCGGACCUCGUCGCCUCGAGGGGUUCGGGGCAAGGAGAGCUGGCUGCGG